CUUCCAUACACAAGCCAACAUGGACGACGCAAGAAAGACGUGGGAGCUGGAGAACGCAAUCAACCUCACAGACGCCACUCGCGAUCAACUAUACACCUACUCGGUCGAACAGCAAAAGGACAUCAACAACAAGAGACCAUGGCGCGCAGACCCCAACCAUUUCAAGCAUGUUCGCAUCUCAUCUGUCGCCCUGCUUAAGAUGGUCAUGCACGCUCGCUCCGGUGGCAGCAUCGAAGUCAUGGGCCUCAUGAUCGGCUACGUUCUGGACGAGACCUUUAUCGUCACUGACGCUCUCCGCCUGCCUGUCGAAGGAACAGAGACCAGAGUCAACGCUCAAGACGAGGCCAACGAAUACAUGGUCAAAUACCUGGACCGCUCCCGUCAAGCCGGUCAACUCGAAAACGCCGUCGGCUGGUACCACAGUCAUCCCGGCUAUGGCUGCUGGCUUAGUGGCAUCGAUGUCUCGACUCAGUUCACUCAGCAAACCUUCUCGGAUCCUUUCGUCGCCGUUGUCAUUGACCCCGACCGCACUGUCAGCUCUGGCAAGGUUGAGAUUGGCGCCUUCAGAACAUACCCCGAGGGUCACGUCCCUGCAGGCCAUGACUCUGCCGGAGAGGGCAUGGCCGCUGUUCCUCUUGCCAAGGCUGCCGACUUUGGCGCCCACGCAAACAAGUACUACUCACUUGACGUCUCACACUACAAAUCCUCUCUCGACAAUACGCUGCUGGAAGCUCUCUGGAACAAGUACUGGGUCCAGACUCUGUCAUCCUCGCCUCUGUCUACCAACCGCGAAUAUGGUACCAAGCAGAUUGAAGACCUGGCAGGCAAGAUCCACCAAGUCACUCAAAACGCAAAGCAUAGGGGCUCCAUGUCAAUGCGUCCGGGUGGACCAAAGGGUGACGCUGCACUGGACAAGGUGGUAGCUGCUGCCGACAAGAUUGCCAACGAGGAGAAGACGGGUCUUCUGGCUGCUCAGAUCAAGGAGAAGGUCUUUUCGACACCCUCGCAAGCUGCAGCCAACUCGGGCGGCAACGGAAUUGAGGUGAAGAUGCAGGAGGCCAUGGAAGAGUAGAGGAAGACCUCUUAAACGACGACGAUGAUACGAAUUGCAUGGGUUUGCUGGCGUACAUAUGGCUCGAGACACGCAUUUACCACGGCGUUAUCAUGGGUUACAGACUAUAAUAAGGUCACGGGCAAUAGAGCGUAGGAAGAACGCGAGCGUAUACAAUCCUAAGCUGAUCUGUUCUUCGCGACAAUCUUUGUUCAAGCUUGAACGCGUCGAUCCAAAAGUGCCACGUAUUUCGUCAUCUUUCCUUGCUUUUUCCAGGAGCUCGACCAAAGCUCGAAAAUUGAUGUGAGUUUGGUGGUGCCUGAUUCCAUUUUCUUAGUGAGGCAGACGUGAAACAUAGUAUCCGACAUGACGCAGCAACGGACUCCAGCAGUAUAAUGUUCACUUGACAAAG
Aureobasidium pullulans EXF-150 is the source of this 1463-nucleotide messenger RNA. Its product is annotated as Mov34/MPN/PAD-1 family protein. Gene Ontology annotation, molecular function: deNEDDylase activity; metallopeptidase activity; protein binding. The record is from RefSeq and is a predicted model, not a curated record. Gene Ontology annotation, cellular component: cytoplasm; COP9 signalosome. NCBI's taxonomy places the organism in Eukaryota, Fungi, Ascomycota, Dothideomycetes, Dothideales, Saccotheciaceae. Bases 20 to 1072 code for a protein of 350 amino acids. Gene Ontology annotation, biological process: protein deneddylation. The transcript has 2 exons.